Messenger RNA from Diplodia corticola, 1230 nucleotides. Its product is annotated as sulphydryl oxidase. Lineage: Eukaryota; Fungi; Ascomycota; Dothideomycetes; Botryosphaeriales; Botryosphaeriaceae. Gene Ontology annotation, molecular function: oxidoreductase activity. The record is from RefSeq and is a predicted model, not a curated record. Bases 1 to 1230 code for a protein of 409 amino acids. The transcript is spliced from 3 exons.
AUGGUUCCUCCACGCUCUCUUCUUCACCUCGCCCUGGCCGCCCUCUCUUCGGCAGCAGCCCUCCCCCGCCAGGCCCAGGAGCCAACCUACGAUGCCAUCAUCAUCGGCGGCGGACCCUCCGGUCUGGGCGCCUUGAGCGGCCUCGCCCGCGUCCGCAGAAACGUCCUGCUCAUCGACUCGGCCGAGUACCGCAAUGCGGACACCAGGCACAUGCACGACGUCCUGGGCUUCGACGGCGUCACCCCGGCCUACUUCCGCUGGGCCGCCCGCGAGCAGAUCUCGCACUACGAGACCGUGACCUUCACCAACGGCACCGUCGAGUCCAUCGUGUCCUCGUCCAACUCGUCCUCCUCCCCCUUGUUCACCGUCACCUCGCGCCCCCUCUCCAACGACACCUCCUCCACCACCACCACCCACCUCGCCCGCCGCAUCGUCCUCGCCACCGGCCUGCGCGACCUCCUCCCCGGCACGCCGGGCGUGGCCGAGUCCUGGGGCCGCGGCCUCUUCUGGUGCCCGUGGUGCGACGGCCACGAGCACGCCGACCAGCCGCUCGGCAUCCUCGCCCCGCUGAGCGAGGUGCCCGCCAUGGUGCGCGAGAUGCGCACCCUCAACACGGACGUCGUCGCCUUCGUCAACGGCAGCGACACGGCCGCCGGGCGUGCCGAGACCGCCACGGCCGAGAGUGGCAGUGAUUGGGAGGAGUACCUGCGCCUGCUCGGCGUGCGCGUCGAGAACCGCACCAUCACCGCCGUCGAGCGCCUCAAGGACGGCGGCGUCGCCAACGACGCCGUGUCCGACCCCAGCCUGCCCACCGCGGCCGAGUACGACGCGUUCCGCGUGCACUUCGGCGAGGGCGAGCCCGUCGAGCGCGCCGCGCUGUUCGCCAGCUUCGCCAAGGAGCAGCGCUCCGACGUGGGCGAGCGGUUGGGCGUCGACCUGAUCGCUGGGAGGCUGUUUGCCAACCAGUCGGCCAGCCUGCUGACCAACGUGCCCGGCGUGUGGGCCGUGGGAGACGCGAACUCGGACAACUCGACCAACGUGCCGCAUGCCCUGUACACCGGCAAGCGCGCCGCCGUUAGCUUGCACGUCAACUUGGAACGUGAAGAUGCCAAGGCGCUGCUUGCUGGCGAAGUCUCCAAGAGAGGAGCAGAGCUGGAUGCUCGCUCUGUUUGGGAGGAGAUGAACGGAGAGCCUGGCGAUGUCCUUUACGCGGGCCCGUUUGAGCAAUGA